Molecule: messenger RNA, 2306 nt
Organism: Conger conger (European conger)
Lineage: Eukaryota; Metazoa; Chordata; Actinopteri; Anguilliformes; Congridae
Gene: chmp2ba
Product: charged multivesicular body protein 2Ba
Exons: 6
Coding region: 172-816 (214 amino acids)
Biological process (GO): late endosome to vacuole transport; protein transport; endosome transport via multivesicular body sorting pathway
Cellular component (GO): multivesicular body; ESCRT III complex
Source: RefSeq, a predicted model, not a curated record
GCCAGUUCGGUAACAGACCAGGAAAUCAAGCUGGCUAAUGCAACUUAGAAAGGCAGGCUAGAACGCUGCUCGUAGCAGGGAGACGUAGGCGUACCAAAGUUUUUUUUAUUAUAAAAAGUUACCUUAAUUAGAAAGUUUAUAGUUAUAUUAGCGGCUACAUAAAGCUUAGUCAUGGCAUCUCUAUUCAAGAAGAAGACGGUAGACGACAUCAUAAAGGAGCAGAAUAAGGAGCUCCGGGGGACGCAGAGGCAGAUCACCAGAGACAGAACUGCGCUGGAGAGACAGGAGAAGCAGAUGGAGAUGGAGAUAAAGAAGAUGGCAAAGACGGGGAACAGGGAGGCGUGUAAGAUCCUGGCCAAGCAGCUGGUCCAGCUGAGGAAGCAGAAGAACCGCACCUACGCCGUCAGUUCAAAGGUCACCUCCAUGUCCACCCAGACAAAGGUCAUGAACUCCCAGAUGAAGAUGGCAGGAGCCAUGUCCACCACGGCCAAAACCAUGCAGGCCGUCAAUAAGAAGAUGGAUCCACAGAAGACGCUGCAGACCAUGCAGGACUUCCAGAAGGAGAACAUGAAGAUGGGAAUGACCGAGGACAUGAUCAAUGACACCUUGGACGAGAUUUUCGACGAUUCUGGAGACGAGGAGGAAUCUCAGGAUAUUGUGAACCAGGUUCUGGACGAGAUCGGCAUCGAAAUCUCGGGAAAGAUGGUGAGAGCCCCGGCAGCGGGAAAAGGCCUGCCCAGCGCAUCACCCGCCAAAGCAGCCGCCAUCUCAGACGAGGAGAUCGAGAGACAGCUCCGUGCCCUGGGGGUGGACUAAACCUGGAGCGUCCCGCCAUUCCCGCUAACGCCACGCCGUAACCAGGGCAGCGGUGCCCGUCUUCUCAACAUGGGCAGAGCGUGUAAUGAGGGGGGUGGGGGGGUAGUUGAGCUUGAAGGAUGAAUGGUAGUUUGAAGGUACAUGAUGAAUGGUAGUUUGAAGGUACAUGACGAAUGGUAGUUUGAAGGUACAUGAAGGAAGAAUGUCAGUUUGUUUUUUCCUCAUGUGAUGGGGGUAUUUUUAAAAGGGGGGGGGUCAGGGGACAGAGUGGCUCUGAAUGGACAUCACAGGAGGAAGUGACAUCAUUUAUUGGGGUUGGGGGAAGUAGGUGUAUAAUUUAUAAUCUGUGGAAGGAAGCCUGUAGACAGCACUUCCACAGCUAAUGAAGGAUCUGCGUUAAAUGCACAAACAGUCCACUGUGACUUCUUCCACAUACAGCCAGUUUAGCGCAAGCAUACAGCUAUUAGUGUGAUGCUAUGUGCCUGAGGGUCUCCAUGCUAGCAGUCAACCCAUCAUCUCUUACCUGACUGUGCUGGGGUCCCGCAGUGCAAAAAAUUACCAUCUUAACAAGCGUUUUAGUCUCAUUUCUUUUUCUCAAGUAGAAAUAAAUGCUGGUUCAAAGUUAGUGUUUGCUUGACAAGUGAAAUCUUCUUAUUCCAUUGGCAAAUUUUGAAAUGAGUUUGUCUUCCCUCAUUGGCAAUAUUUUGUCAUCUUUAGCAAAAAAAAGUAAAAGAAAUAAGAUUUUACGUGUAACAUAAUUAAAAAAAACAUUGACGUAUUUUUUUGCUUUUUGCAAUGCAGUACUGUGGAUAUAGGCACUGAUACAAUAACACUGAACCUCAAAAAAAGGUUUUGCAUGAAAAUCUGCCUAACCUUAACGUGUCACCCACAAGCAAUUCUGUAUAAAUAACUGGGGUGCAAAAUGGUUUAAAUUGCCAAUGUAGAACACAAUGUAGAUAAUAUACAUUGUAUGCAUAUUGAUUUCAGGUCAUUUCUUCGCAUUGCUGAGCUGCCCUGAAAUUUUUGCCAUGAAUUAGUAUUUUUUACUUACUACAUGAACAAUUAUUUUGUCUUCCAUUUUCUCUUUCCUAAAGGGUAUAAACAGGAGGCUAUUUUUCUCUUCAGGGUGUAAAUACAGUAAGUGCUAAUCCUUUAAUGUAAAUUACUUUUGGACGAUUCUACCGUACUGGUGUCUCCAUGGUGACUGGUUUCCCUGGAGCGCAGGUGAACUGUGCUGACAUUGGCGACACAUCACAGGCACCAUUAUUCAGUUUUCUGUAGAUAUGAGUUCACCUCACCGUGUGAUUGCUAACAAGUGUAAAUAAGGAACCCAGGUUUGAUUUGAGUUUUUUUUUUUGCUUGAUCGUGUGGUCUUUGAUUUUGUUACUGGAAAUUUUUUAAUGUUUUUUUUAAUGAAAUGUACAGCUUUCUUUUUUUUUUUGUUUUUUUUUUUGGUAAUUUCCAUGAAUAAAAUCCCUUUUCAACUGCAA